AUGACUGUGGGGAACAUGGAGAGUGUUGAGCUGUUUGAUGCAGGGAAGAAAGGUCGCGGCCUGAGGGCCACCAGAGAGCUCAACACCGGGGAAGUGGUCUUCGCUGAGCCCAGUUUCGCCGCGGUGGUCUUCGACAGUUUGGCCACCCAGGUGUGCCACAGCUGUUUCCGGCACCAGGCCAAUCUGCACCGCUGUGCCCAGUGCAAGUUUGCUCACUACUGCGACCGCACCUGCCAGACUGCAUGCUGGGACGAACACAAGCAGGAGUGCGGAGCCAUCAAGAAGCUCGGCAGGGCCCCCAGUGAGAACGUUCGUCUGGCUGCUCGAGUGCUGUGGCGUAUACACAAGGACACCGGCAUCGCGUCCGACAGUCAGCUGGUGUCGGUGGACCAGCUCGAGGACCACAUGGCCGACCUGGCUGAAGAAGACCUCAAGAAGCUCAAGAGCGACUUGCACACGUUCCAGGGAUACUGGUCGUAUGGGAGAAAGCAGCACCCUGCUGAAUACAUCUCACGCAUCUUUGGCAUUAUCAAGUGUAAUGGAUUCACCCUGAGUGACCAGAGAGGCCUGCAGGCUGUUGGUGUGGGUCUAUUCCCCAACCUGUGUCUGGUCAACCACGACUGUUGGCCCAACUGCACCGUCAUCCUCAACCAUGGCAACCAGUCAGCUGUGAGUUCCACCCUCCACUCUCAGAGGAGGAUCGAGCUGCGAGCUAUGGGGACAAUCCCGGAGGGAGCAGAGCUGACUGUCAGCUACGUGGACUUCCUCAGCGUGUCUGCUGACCGCCAGAAGAAACUCAAGGAGCAUUUCCACUUUGAGUGCACCUGCGAACACUGUAGCCAGCACAUUAAGGACGACCUAAUGAUGGCUGCUGCAGAGGGCAAACCAUCUGCUGACAAGGUGAAAGAGGUGACAGCCUUCAGCAAAGAGUGCCUGGAGAAGAUUGAAACGUCCCGGAUUGAGAGGGAUUAUCCAGAGGUGGUGAAGUUAUGCCGUGAGUGUCUGGAGAAGCAGGAGAACGUCCUGGCUGACACUCACCUGUAUAAGCUCCGUGUGCUCAGCAUUGCCAGUGAGGUGCUUUCGUACCUGCAUCACUUCUCUGAGGCGGCAAACCACGCUCGCAGGAUGGUGGAGGGGUACAUGAAGUUAUACCACCCCAACAAUGCCCAGCUGGGCAUGGCCAUAAUGCGGGCAGGUGUCACCCACUGGCAUGCGGGUCAGAUAGAGGCGGGUCAUGGCAUGAUCUGCCAGGCCUACCGCAUCCUCAUGGUCACCCAUGGACCCAACCACGCCAUCACCAGAGACCUGGAGACCAUGCGCAGGCAGACUGAGAUUGAGCUGAAGCUGUUUAAGCAGAAUGAGGAUGAGUACCUCGCCAUGAGGGAGGCUGCUCUGAAGAAAUAAAAAGAUCACAAGCCUCUCCACUGCAUCGAUCACCACUGAAGACGAUGACGAUGAAGCUGAUGCUCUGACCCAUGUCUAACUGCACUGACCUGAACAUAUAAUGUAUGUCCUGUAAAGCACUGCACUCAGCCCCUGUGCUGAGUCUCUGAAUAUCCAGCUUCACGAUACACUGUUGCAUGUAUCUGUGUGCACAGUAUCUACAAUAAAAGUGGAGCUACAACAUG
Molecule: messenger RNA, 1628 nt
Organism: Acanthopagrus latus (yellowfin seabream)
Lineage: Eukaryota; Metazoa; Chordata; Actinopteri; Spariformes; Sparidae
Gene: smyd1a
Product: SET and MYND domain containing 1a
Exons: 10
Coding region: 1-1404 (467 amino acids)
Cellular component (GO): nucleus
Molecular function (GO): protein binding
Source: RefSeq, a predicted model, not a curated record